Molecule: messenger RNA, 849 nt
Organism: Lineus longissimus
Lineage: Eukaryota; Metazoa; Nemertea; Pilidiophora; Heteronemertea; Lineidae
Exons: 7
Molecular function (GO): carbohydrate binding
Source: RefSeq, a predicted model, not a curated record
GCAGUGGUCCCGCAACGUUAGCGAGCAAGAAGCAUUGCUGAUAGGACCCAAACAUUUAGAAUCAUGGCAUUGACGAGGAUUACAAUCCUUUCUAUUGGGUUACUCGUAAUCGCAUCGUCAAAAAACGGCGGAGGUGUGAAUGGGUGGCUCUGGGCUAAGAAAAAACCUUUAACAAAUGUGCAAAUCCCCGGCUACACUCAUCGCAUUGGUGACUGCUUUGGCCGAGACAUCAAACACAUGGGCUGGGUCACGGACAAACAACACUGUGUUAAUGAAUGUAACAAGCGCAUGGGGUGCCUUGCCUUCCUCUUCAUAUACAAGGGCAAACAUAGCGACUGUUGGUUAAAACAUUAUGCCUGUCCUACCCUAACCAUGACGCAUAACAAAGACUACCAUUUCUACGUGAAACAAGCGAAAAAAGCAACCCAACCAAAACCAAAGAGUAAAACAGGGGGCAAAAACCUAAAGAUUUGCGAGCACAAACGUGGCAAAAUUACCUGCCCCAGCGGUCAGGUGAUUAACAUUAUCUCGAGCAACUAUGGGCGUACGUCUACCACGAUUUGCUCCAAAGGCAAGCCGGCCGCCCAAACGAAGAACACCAAGUGCAAAGACACGAAGAGCUUCCCACACACCAAGAAGCUCUGCAACGGAAAGAGCAGCUGCAACCUGCAUGCAACAAAUUCUCUGUUUGGCGACAUUUGCCAUGGCACCUUCAAGUACUUGGACAUCAAUUACUCAUGUAAAGGAGGGGCUGCUGCACCAGGGGGAAAGGCCAAGUCAGGUGAGUCUGUGCGUAUGUAUGAUGCGGUAAGUAAAUGGGUUAUCACGGAUAUAGGCUUAAAACAAGGA